Messenger RNA from Cuscuta epithymum, 912 nucleotides. The record is from the annotation of a GenBank genome assembly. NCBI's taxonomy places the organism in Eukaryota, Viridiplantae, Streptophyta, Magnoliopsida, Solanales, Convolvulaceae.
CUUGAACUAUCAAAAUACACCCAAUUGAUCUUUUUAUCCAGUUACUUAUACGUGAGCCGGUCAACUGCUUAGGUGGAUGCUGAGGUGGCAUUUUUUUUUUGCAAAGGUUUACUGUGCUAUCUUCGGCUUCAGCUUUCUUCCAUCUUCAAGUCUUCAACGAUUCAAUCAUCUUCUUAGCUUCCUCUUUGCUUUUUAGUGUGCUUUUUUGUUACAACAAACUAAUUUUUGGAUUAUUUUUUGCCUUCUUAAGUUUACCUUUUUUUUAUCUGUAUCUUUUUUCUACAUCCUUUUUUAAUAUUCUUCUCAUGCUUCAGAGAUGGAAGUUUUAGCUACGAAGAUGAGUCAAGGUGAUGGCUUUCAAUUUUUUCUUCUCAAUUUAGUCCUCUUCAAAUUCCCAUCCUCGUUGGAAAACAUCACAAAAUUACCAGUCCACAUGAAAAAACAAAUCAGAUCUGGUUCUACAGACCUGAAUUCAUCUGAAUUCAAAAGAUGCCAGAGAACACGAGAGCAAGUGGAAGCACAAAGCUGGAAACGUAGAGGAGAGUUUUGCUCUUCCUCCAAGCUAAGGCAUCACCGCCAAGAACAUUCUUGCCUGCCUUUUCGUCCAACUCAUCCCUUUAAUCUCUGACGGGAUUUCACCAUCAAUAGAGAAAUCGACGAAGCAUUACCGCCGCACACCAUUGCUCACAGGGGUGGAGACAGGGGGAGGCUGGCGGCCUUGGCCCCUGCAAAAAAACAAUUGUGAUGUAUAUAUAUGUAUCUUAAUUAAUUAAAUCUUAUAAUUGUCAAUGAAAGCUAGGGCAUUUUAGGACUGAAAAAAAUGUUGGUGUAAUCACUUGCUUUAUGAGGUGGUACAUUGUGUUUUGCCUUGUGUACUCUUUUAAAGGAUUUUACUUCUCCAUUUAAUUCCCG